Messenger RNA from Alosa sapidissima (American shad), 1480 nucleotides. RefSeq names its product procathepsin L-like. The transcript is spliced from 9 exons. The record is from RefSeq and is a predicted model, not a curated record. Gene Ontology annotation, molecular function: cysteine-type endopeptidase activity. Gene Ontology annotation, biological process: immune response. Gene Ontology annotation, cellular component: lysosome. The coding region runs from base 161 to 1177 and encodes 338 amino acids. Lineage: Eukaryota; Metazoa; Chordata; Actinopteri; Clupeiformes; Clupeidae.
AAGUUGUGGUCACGUGGACGCUGCUCAGAGCAAAAGGGAAGUUCACAGAUCCUCUUGAGUCAUUUGUCACCGGGCAGGGGAGGCAGUGAUUUCGCACUUUAGUCAGUCAAACUGUACCUAAUCAUCGUCUAAGAAGGAUUCACUUUCAAACAGUUUGUGUAUGUCCAGCAUGAAGCUGUUGAUCAUCGCAGCUGCCUCUCUGGCAGUGGUGAGCUGUGCCAGCCUCUCUCUGGAGGACCUGGAGUUCCACGCAUGGAAACUCAAGUUUGGUAAGGUGUACAGGACCCCUGAGGAGGAGGCCCAGCGCAAAGACAUCUGGCUCUCCACCCGCCGCAGGGUUCUGACCCACAACAUCCUGGCUGACCAGGGCAUCAAGACCUACCGCAUGGGCAUGAACCACUUCUCCGACAUGACCAGGGAGGAGCAUCAUAACACUGUCCUCCUAAGAAGCACGAUCCUUUCCAAUGAGACCAAAGCCACACGCCAGCGAGGGGCUUCCCCUUCAAGACAGACAGGGGGCACUAAGCUUCCCAGUUCAUUUGACUGGAGAAAAAUGGGCUGCGUGACUGGCGUCAAAAAUCAGGGCCCAUGUGGGUCCUGCUGGGCCUUCAGUACAACAGGUGCGCUGGAGUCCCACACCUGUAUCAAACAUGGCCGCCUCCCCUCUCUGAGUGAGCAGCAGCUGGUGGAUUGCUCUGGGUCCUAUGGGACCAAGGGCUGCCAUGGGGGAUGGAUGUACGAUGCCUUUAACUACAUACAGGCUAAUGGCGGAAUAGACACCGAGGAUGCUUAUCCCUAUGAGGGACAGGACUUGCCUUGCCGUUUCAAGCCUUCGGGCGUUGGUGCUACAUGCACAGGAUACGUCACUGUGACCCCGGGAGACGAGCUUUCCCUGCAGGACACUGUGGCCUCGGUUGGGCCUGUGGCUGUGGCUAUCGAUGUUUACAACGAUUUCUGGGCUUAUGAGUCUGGUGUCUAUAAUGAGCCCUCCUGCAAAGAGACCAACUUACUCCAUGCCAUGCUGGUGGUUGGCUACGGAACUCAAGAUGGCCAAGACUACUGGCUGGUGAAGAACAGCUGGGACUCUUCGUGGGGAGAAGAAGGCUACAUCAAAAUGUCCAGGAAUAAGGCCAACCAGUGUGAUAUUGCCUCGUAUGCCUUCUACCCCCAAGUGUGAUGAGCUGCCACAGGGAUGUGAGGACACUAUAGAGUUUGCAUCGACCCUCUGCUAAUUUCAUGCUACUACAGGAAAUCAAUUAUUAACAUAAUUUUCAAUAAUGAUCUAGAACUAAUGAUCUGGACAGAAAAGAGUGAAAUAAUUUGGAUUUUGCAAUUCCGGAAAUGAGGCAUCAGGGAAAUGAGGCUUCUUUAACACAGGAACACUGGUGUGGGUUUCCCCAUGAAUUAAUAGCUGCUGUUCUGUCUGUAAAGUCUGUAAAGCUUUGCAUGGGUUAUUGAAAUAAAAUGUUUGCUUACUUAA